AUGCAGACUAUUUCUCCUCCGAAUUCCUCGCGAGGAUCGCCCUCGCGUCGCGGUCGCUCUCCGCGAACGCCUGCGCAAGGCAGCGCCCCGCGCUCCUCAGACGCCUUGCCGACUGAAUUUUCGAAUAAACAGCCUGCCACAUUCACUUCUUGUCUAUCAAUUCCUGUAGAAGGUGCAGUCCCUAUAGCCUCACAGGAGGAUAUUCUUUCUCCUUCCCAGCCCGGAAUAUCACAGCAGAGCGCAUCCAGUAGCACCAAACGCGCCCCACGCAAAUCCAAGACGCAUGCCCUUGCCGCCUUGCAGAACCACGUCACAUCACUCGAUAAUGAUGAUGCGACACAGCAGGAGUCAACUGACAAUUUUUCGGGAGAUGGCACUCCCAUCUCUGUCUCCCCCACGUUAGACUUAUCCACAGUCAAAACAUCGAGUCCCCGAAUGCAACCCAUGCGCCCUAAACCUCGUCCAUUUGGAUUAGAAGACAGUCCAGUUUUUUACCCGACGUCAGAUGAGUUCAAAGACCCUAUGGCUUACAUCCGCUCCAUCUCAGAAAAGGCGAGCAAUUAUGGCAUCUGCAAGAUCGUUCCUCCCGUAGGUUGGAAAAUGCCAUGUGUCACCGAUAGCGAGACAUUCCGUUUCAAAACUCGGUUACAACGCCUUAACUCUAUCGAGGCCUCUUCUCGUGCAAAGGUUAAUUUUUUGGAGCAACUCUACCGUUUCCAUAAACAACAAGGCAACCCUCGUGUAUCAGUACCCACCAUCAACCACAAGCCCCUAGACCUGUGGUUACUCCGCAAAGAGGUCCAGAAACUCGGCGGCUACGAGGCAGUGACUAAACACAAGAAGUGGGGGGACCUCGGGGCACUCCUCGGUUACCGUGGCAUUCCUGGACUAUCGACGCAGAUCAAAAAUUCUUAUACACGAGUUAUCUUGCCUUAUGAGCAUUUUUGCGACUGUGUUCGGAAUUCACCAACCCUUUCCGCAUCUCCAACUGUAGCCCGCGAUCCGCAGCUGAAGACCCAUAUGAACAUCCAGACUGCCACACAUCCUCUGACAACUCCUCGCGAGCGUGGUUCCCCACCAUCCAGCCCGCUUACUUCUACGUCUAGCCCAUUAUCGGAACCCCCUGAUGACGGUGAAUAUAAGGAACGCGGCGGACCUCGGCCGGAGGGCACCGCUGUGAAGCGCGGACCAAGAGUGGCAUCUCAGGAAAUGACUCCCACGCGGAAAUCUCUGGAGGCCCUCAGUCGGUUAUCUCCGGCAUCGGUUUCACCUCAGCCCGACGACGAGUACAAGCGCACCUUAGAACUGUCAUGCGAAAUUUGUCAGAAGAAGAAUCAGGACGAAAAAAUGUUGUUAUGCGAUGGGUGUGAUUGUGGAUUCCACAUCUUUUGUCUUGACCCCCCUUUGACUGCCAUUCCAAAAGGACAGUGGUUUUGCCACAGCUGUCUCUUUGGCACAGGUGGCGAUUUUGGCUUUGAUGAGGGAGAGGAACACAGUCUCUCGAGUUUCCAGGCGCGCGAUCUUGAGUUCCGUAGAAGGUGGUGGGCAUCUCAUCCUCCACCGUCUCCGUCGGCCGCGGAUCUCAAUGACCCUACGUCGCCGAAUGAGACCGUGGAGAUUGAAUAUGGUGCUGAUGUACAUUCGACUACGCAUGGCAGUGCCAUGCCCACCUUGGAGACACAUCCCCUGGAGCCUGCCUCGAAGGACCCAUGGAAUCUGAACAACAUGCCCAUUCUUCCAGAUUCCCUUCUCAGAUACAUCAAGUCUGAUAUAUCUGGCAUGACCGUCCCUUGGACAUACGUUGGCAUGGUUUUCUCGACAUUUUGUUGGCAUAAUGAGGAUCAUUAUACCUACAGCAUCAAUUUCAUGCAUUGGGGUGAAUCAAAGACCUGGUACGGCAUCCCAGGAGAAGACGCAGAGAAGUUCGAGGCCGCCAUCAAGAGUGAGGCACCUGACCUAUUUGAGGCGCAGUCCGAUCUCCUAUUCCAGCUCGUCACGUUGAUGAAUCCGAAGCGCCUCACUGAUGCUGGAGUCCGCGUGUAUGCGUGCAACCAACGGGCAGGCGAGUUUGUUAUCACGUUCCCGAAAGCAUACCAUGCAGGUUUCAACCACGGGUUCAAUUUCAAUGAGGCCGUCAAUUUCGCGCUCCCAGACUGGUUGCCUUUUGGCCGUGAUUGUGUUCAACGCUAUCGUGAACACAAGAAGUUGCCGGUAUUUUCCCAUGAUGAGCUUCUCGUAACGAUUACGCAACAGUCACAAUCCAUUAAAACUGCGUUAUGGCUGGAGUCGAGUCUGAAGGAAAUGACUGAGCGUGAACUCGCAGCUCGUCAGGUAGCUCGUGACCGUGGCCUUUGCGAGCGCCUUGAGGAAGAGGAUCGCUCCGAAGAUCAAUACCAAUGCACAAUUUGUAAAGCCUUCUGCUACCUCUCGCAGGUCGUCUGUCAUUGCAAGAGCGAAAUUGUCUGCGUAGACCACAUGGAUCAACUUUGCGGCCAUGCACCAGAAGAAUUGACGCUCAGGAAACGUUUCUCUGACGCCGACCUCCGCGAGAUCCUUGGGAAAGUCGUUGAGCGCGCAGCCAUCCCUGGCAAAUGGCGGGCGAAAUUCAACAAGGUGCUUAUGGAAAGUGGCCUUCCGUCGUUACGCUCUCUUCGCGCGCUCCUUGCUGAAGGCGAACGGAUUAAUUAUCACCUUCCUGAACUCGCCGCCCUCCGUAAAUGCGUCAACCGUGGCAAUGAGUGGUUGGAGGCUGCCAAUACAUUCAUCAGCCGCAAGCACGGUCGCAAACUCACGCGCCGUUCUCGCGGUCGCCCGUCUUUGCAUGAAGCGAACAACGCUGCGUUCGAUGACCGUGACCCAGGUGAUAGGCCUGACCGUGGACUCGACGAGGUGUAUGCUCUCCUGGCGGAGGUGCAGACUCUCGGGUUUGAAGCCUCGGAGACAGUAACCCUCCGUACGUUGGCUACACAAGCAGAAGAUAUUCGACGCAAAGCCUCAGCGUUACUCGAUUCUGCCAAUUCAGUAGCCAGCCGUGACACAUUCAUAGCUGAUUGCGAGCGGCUGCUCCUGGGCGCUUCAUCCAUCAACGUGCAACUUGAUGAAGUACUUGAAGUAGAGAAACUUGUGUCUCUGGAGCAACUCAUUAGAGAGCUGGAGGAGAAGGCAGAGGAUCCUUUAGCUACACUGGAAGACAUUCGUGGGCUUUUGACCCGUGCUCGCGCCUGCAGCGUUCCUCUCGAAAACCAGUUCAUACGAACCCUAGAGUCUCGUCAACGAGCUGGGGGUGACUGGGAAGAGCGGGCGAGGCACGUAUUGGACCAACCACACAAGACCAUCGAGGAACUCGACGAGUUCUUUGAGAUAGACUCCACCAUUCCCAUCGAUGUCACAAUCUACGAUCGGCUGAUGUCCGCGCGUAGCAAAGCGAAGGAUUUCGAGAAGCAGGCGAAGGCUUGGAUAUCCCCCGAUGGUCAAGGACCCAAGCCUAGAAUUUCGGAAGUCAUGCGUUUCGUCGGCCGUGCUGAAAAAGAUUUCAGCAUUCCUGCUAUCAGAGACCUGAAGCAGACUGCCGAGUUUGCUUUGGAUCUCGAGAAUAGAUGUGAAUCGAUCCUUCAACAUCGUUACCAGCACGGAGAAGACACAGAUGUCUUUGCGAUGAUGCGGAAGUGGAGAUCCUACGCCCGAGAGCAUCUCACCAUGUUCUCACUGCCCCUCUUUGAGAAGCUGGAUGACCAGCUCACUCGCCAUCAAGAAUGGUUAGAAGAUCUGCCAUGGUAUUGUCCGCAGCAUGAAUGUGCUCAUGGCCGGGAUAUCCUGAAUGAUGUCGAGGAGUCGACGAGACCUGAGGAUGACCAUCCGCCCAAUGACGAGUACUUCACCUGCAUCUGCACCACUCCCGUUCGGCCCCCUCCGCCUGGUGCUCACUCCGAUGCAGUUCAGUGCGAUCAUUGCUUCGCGAGGUUCCAUGGCGUUUGCGCAGCUAACGGUGGUUCAUGCCCUUUCUGUGAUCAUCAUCACUGGAAUGGUGCCAUCCACAAGGAACGCAGCUGGCACUUCUGUUUCUUGCCGACCAUCCUCCUUAAAGCACCUGCGAUAACCAAAAAUUAUUCGGAUGCCUGGAAGCAGUUGGAGAUCAUUGUCCAUCGGAUAGAUCGUUUGUGCACAGUCAUCGGCUCGUUUUUGACGUAUGCUUCCCAAACCGGCAACCAGCGGGUUGAAUACAUCGCUCAGGUGCGCCACUACAUGCGCAAAUUGUAUAAGAUCCAGUUCGCUGUGUCUCCAAGUCGCGAAGUCUCAUACGGCCUCGACCUCGCUGGUCUGCAUCGCAUCCUCGCUGGUCAACCUCCAGCUGUUCGGGUCAAGAAGAGGCGAAGACCGAAGUUCACGUUCGGCCAGGAUGUAGACAAGGAUUGGAUGGAUGGUACGCGCUGCAUAUGCCGCGGCCGCACUUCAUACCUCCUCGAUUAUCCAACCGUUGAAUGCGAGGCUUGCAGAAGACUUUACCACUCCGGCUGUGUCUUCUUUCCUAUAGAGGCCAACGCCAGCGGCAACAGCCGAUUUAUGUGCCCGCUGUGCUGUUUACGCAGGAGCCGCCCAUACAUCUAUUCGGAAGUCCGCGUGAAGCACGUUGAUAACCAAGAUCCAGACACAUAUGUAAACACGAGCGCAAUGCUUGACACCUUCAGCAAGGAUGUUGUCUACACGAAGAUGUUGCCCCCAUACACGCAGACACUGUUCGUGGAACUCAUACGAUUUUCGCCGGGUCAGCCUGAUCUCAUCAACGGCAAUGUACCUUCCCGGAGCGCUCCAGCACUUGCAAUGCCUCAUAGUACUGAACCCGGUCCUUCCACGCACCAUCGACAUUCGCAUAUUCACAGCGCUCCCAUACCACUCCCCACGCCACCGACCCCUGUUUAUGAGCUUGCAAGGCAGCCGUCAACGAAUGGACAUCAUGUCCCACCUCCCCCGCCCUGGCAAUCCCGCUCGCAGUCACCACACUCGAACAAGAAGCGAAAGUAUGCAGAUGACAGUCCACAGGACAACCCAGAGCCGAGAUCACCCAAGCAACGGCGUCUUCCUCAAACCCCCGUUCUUCCCUCCACCAGCGUUGGAGCUCGUACGAUGCAACAGGCGCUUUCGCCCUCGCUGGCGAUGAUUGUAUCACCGGUUGACACUGAGCCUUCCCCUCGGCGAGCGCCUUCGAUCCCUCCCCCUUAUGCUAGACCCCCAUCCUCCUUGUCUCUUAACUCGAUCAAUGGAGAAUGCUCUUCUGUCAAAUCAGUAAAGCUGUUGGUUGGAACUCACAAGUAGACCUUUGUAGUGUUACAUUCGUUCUUGCGUCAUUUGCGAAUUUUUGUUUUGGUUCUAUGUACCAGUAGUCAUUAUUAUUGACCCUAGCUGCAAUUGUUCUCACCUCUACCUAGCAUGCUUUCUAUGGAGUUGAUGUACGUACGUGAAUUUAGCUAUAUGAAUGGGAAAAGAAGCUAUGUUGUGAAUGGGAAGUUGAGGCCGAUCCUUGAGUUCUCCCGCGAACUCGAUGGAAGUCUAGCCGCAAAUCGUGAUGACGAGAUCGGGAGUAUAAAUUACAAAUUAAGCGAACCAGAAAGCCGAAAACCCAGACAGACAUAAUUAAAAAAAAUAACGAAUCGACCGUUUCAAACGCGUUCAUCGUUUGACCAUGAGUUUAUAUGUGGUGUACCCGCCAAUAAUGCCG
Suillus paluster is the source of this 5713-nucleotide messenger RNA. Its product is annotated as PLU-1-like protein-domain-containing protein. Bases 1 to 5310 code for a protein of 1769 amino acids. The record is from RefSeq and is a predicted model, not a curated record. NCBI's taxonomy places the organism in Eukaryota, Fungi, Basidiomycota, Agaricomycetes, Boletales, Suillaceae. Gene Ontology annotation, biological process: chromatin remodeling. The transcript is spliced from 13 exons. Gene Ontology annotation, molecular function: histone demethylase activity; DNA binding. Gene Ontology annotation, cellular component: nucleus.